CAUGAACAAAUGGUGGUCAUCAGGAUAGAAAUUUCUAUAAAGUUUUAUCCUCUCCUCUUCAAUUAUUGUCCACUUAGCCGGAUACAAUAUGGAAUAGAUGUGAAGAGCACUGCAUUCAGUGGUUGGUUAGACUAUAUCCCAAAUCCAUAAUAUCCUGAGGUAUACGGAAACCACAUGGAGGUGUGGCUGGUAGUUGCAUGCUUGCUGCACUGUUUAAGGGGUGGAUAUAUUGUACGAUGUCUUCUUUUGCUCCUUCUACAAAGAGAAGCAGGACUGAAAAUGGCAUGGAGUGGAAAGAUUCAGAUGAAUUUUUUCCAGGUAUACCCGUGAUACCAUACUCUCCUGAUGCUAGCCCUGAUAAUGUUCUUUGCUUUCGUCAUUACAAUCCAACUCAAGUUGUUAUGGGAAGGUCUAUGGCCGACUGGUUGCGUUUCUCAGCUUGCUUUUGGCACAGCUUUAGGGGAACCGGGGCAGACCCAUUCGGGUUUCCCACUAUCAAUAGACCGUGGGAUGAUGGAACUGAUACUAUUGAAAAUGCCAAGAGAAGAUUGAGAGCUGGUUUUGAGUUCUUUACUAAAAUGGGUUUGAAGUAUUGGACAUUCCAUGACAGGGAUAUUGCUCCAAUGGGGGACACUCUUGAACAAACUAAUAAGAACCUUGAUGAGAUGACCGACUUAGCCCUUGAGCUGCAGAAUAAAACUGGAGUUAAACUUUUAUGGGCAACGUGUAACCUCUUUGCUCACCCAAUGUACUCCAAUGGAGCGAGCACCAGUCCUGACGCACACGUAUUUGCAAUGGCAGGAGCUCAAGUGAAGAAAGGAUUAGAAGUAGCCAAGAAACUAGGAGCCGAGGGAUUUGUAUUUUGGGGUGGGCGUGAGGGGUAUCAGACCUUACUUAAUACUGAUGUCAGGAGGGAGCUGGAUCACAUGGGAGCAUUUUUCAAAAUGGUUGUCGCUUACAAGAAGAAGAUAGGAUUCACUGGCCAAUUGCUUAUUGAGCCAAAACCAAAAGAGCCAACUAAACAUCAAUAUGACUACGAUGCACAAACUGUCAUCUCUUUCUUAAAGACGUAUGGCCUUGAUACAGAUUUCAAGUUAAACAUUGAGCCCAAUCAUACUACACUAGCAGGACAUGGUCAUGAACACGAUGUAGUGGUAGCUUCAAAGUUUGGUAUGCUUGGCUCCAUUGACUCCAAUACAGGAUCGCCUGAUCUGGGAUGGGACACUGAUCAGUUCCCAAUGGAAAUUAAGAACACUACUUUAAUAAUGAAGGCUAUUAUUGAGCAGGGCGGACUGGCCCCAGGGGGUCUUAAUUUUGAUUGUAAAGUUCGUAGAGAAUCGAUUGAUCUUCAAGAUCUAUUUAUAGCUCAUAUUGGUGCUAUGGAUAGUUUUGCUCGUGGUUUGAUGUGUGCUGUGGAGUUGUUUAAUCAAGGUGUGAUGGAGAAAUGUGUCAAGGAUCGAUAUUCCAGUUAUGAUAGUGGAAUAGGAUCAAGUAUUGAAAAUGGUAAAGCAAGUCUUGAGCAGUUGGAGGAAUACAUCAAAGCCAAUGGAUUCCCUACACCAACUUCUGGACAGCAGGAGAUGUAUGAGGUGUUGUUUAACAACGCCUUGAAAUAUUGACCUGCUGGUACUACUAAAACUGACUGUUAGCCAUUUUGCUGCUUUUGUUGAUUAUUAAUAGUUUCCUUUGAUAACUAAAAUGAACUACUC
Molecule: messenger RNA, 1709 nt
Organism: Amphimedon queenslandica
Lineage: Eukaryota; Metazoa; Porifera; Demospongiae; Haplosclerida; Niphatidae
Product: xylose isomerase-like
Exons: 14
Coding region: 198-1619 (473 amino acids)
Biological process (GO): carbohydrate metabolic process
Molecular function (GO): xylose isomerase activity
Source: RefSeq, a predicted model, not a curated record